AUGAAACUGGAAAAAAUUCGCUUCGAUCCGAAGUACUGCCAUCCAAAAGUACUUCUCGACUUCGUUCCUAUACUGAAAUGGUUGCCACAGUACAAUGUCAAAAAUAAUCUUGUCAGAGAUAUCAUCGGUGGACUUACUGUCGGCAUUAUGCAUGUUCCACAAGGAAUGGCAUAUGCCUCGUUGGCCGGAGUCCGACCUGUCAACGGCCUUUAUACCUCUCUAUUUCCGGCAUUUUUCUAUAUGCUUUUCGGUACAUCAAGGCAUGUUUCAUUAGGUGUUUUCGCUGUAGUCAGUUUGAUGACUGGUAGUUGUAACCAACGAGUAUCGGGUAUCCUUGAACAAAAGGCUAUUAACAAUAAUGGAAGCCUUCUCGAGGGUUUGAGUGAAGAGGCGAAAAUGCAAACAUCCGUCGCUAUCGUCACUUCCCUGGCAAUGUGUGUUGGCUUUAUACAGGUAGCUAUGGCAAUUCUGCGAUUGGAUUUUCUCACAGCAUUUCUUUCCGAUCAAAUUAUAGGUGGGUUCACCACGGGAGCAGCUGUGCAUGUAUUUACGGCUCAACUCAAUAAAAUUCUUGGAGUACCACUUCCUCAACGUUCUGGGCCAGGAAAAUUGUUUUUUGUGAGUUUAUUAAUAGAUACUGAUCUUCUUCAAAGGCAGCUGAUCUAA
Messenger RNA from Cooperia oncophora, 666 nucleotides. The record is from the annotation of a GenBank genome assembly. NCBI's taxonomy places the organism in Eukaryota, Metazoa, Nematoda, Chromadorea, Rhabditida, Trichostrongylidae.